AUGGACCUUCAAAGGACAAAGGAAGCCCGUCGGGAUGCACCGGCCACACAAGAGGAGGGCACAGAGUUGCCCCUAAACACAUACAACGGGAACGGCCACUCCCAAGUUUCGCCCAAGAACGAUUCUCUAGGUCGCAACCGGGACACAAGGAAAGCAAACGAUUCCACAAAUGGAUCCCGUCGACCACAGAGAAGUGGAUUCUACACGCAAAGUGCUCACCAACCGUCACCGGCGCUGCCGCAAAACCAACCCAAAGUUGCGCAGGGCGGACUCUCACCGUCGUCGAAGACAAUUAGUAUUCCCCCAGCUUUGGGUCUUGGUCUUAGAGAGACGAGGCUAUUAAUAACAACAAACAAAUACCCUCCGGUCACCAAGGGCACACUGAGCGAGCUCGACCUACCGUGCAUCAUGGGCAAUAUCAACCUCCGCAUGGAUGCGAACUUCGAACGCGAUCUUCAUUUCAAACCUGAUCUCGAUGGCGAGAAGGGCAGGAAGAAACGGAGGGAUGCUGCCGACUAUUGGGAUGCAAUGGCUGCCGAAAUCAGUGUCUACGCAUUUUACGCAUCCUGCGGGAUCAAAAAUAAUCUUGAAAGUAGUUUUGAUGGCGAAGGAUCGAGAUUUGAACCCCGACUCCCGGCCAUGUUCGAAACCCUGCAGGACGUCCUCAAAACCCUGGUUCCAGAGCGCGAUCACCCAAAUAUCAUGCAGAAUCUAGAAGUGACUCUUCUAAUGCAGCAAAUUCAAAAGGGGGUUCUUGAUAUGGUAGGAAUCGCGAAAUGGCUUGCAGCGUUGCUCAAGACUCAUUGUGCCCCCAUGCGCGAUGAAUGGGCAGAUCGCAUGGUGAGGCACAUCUCCUCAGGCUCGCAGACGCAAAAUCCGAGAGAAAUUGCCUGCGGUCUUCAGACUUUAUUUGGCAUCUUGGAAGCCAUGAAGUUGGAUGUCGCCAACCAUCAGAUCCGUGCAUUCCGUGUUCUUUUGGUCGAAGAUACUAUACCUUUCCUCCAUGAAUAUUUCAAAAACAGGAUUGAAAGGGAAGAGUUCCAGGUAGCAUCCUCCCGGUCAUGGUAUCAGGGUAUCCGGGAACGCGAGCUGCGCACACUGGAGGACCCGGCACAAACCGACAGCUUUUGGCCGCUCUCGCUUCUCUUUCAAGGGCUGAGCGAAUUCCUGCUAGAUUUCCAUCCCCCUGUCGGGUUCCCGGAAACUUUCACCUUUGACGAGGAACGGCUAUGGCACCUACGAGUUAGACUACAGAACGCCAUCAACCUCGAGAUCUGCUGGAAUAUCUUCAAGUCCUAUAUCCAUUCUCAGAGACGAUACCUUCCCGCUCCCACACAGACCUGCGCCACCUUCCGGUCUCGCAUUGGGACUCUGAUGGAGGAAAACGAAGACUGUAUCCGCGGGUCUUCCCGGUGGUUGAAAAAUGUGCGGUGUAUCGCCUUGGACAUUGCGCGGUUUGCCUGCGGCGGCGGCGAUGCUACAGUACCGGACGAUGUCAUACGUCCGAUUGAGGCUUCAGUGGAAUGGCAUUUGUCCAAUGAAGAUGGUCUAUUCAAAAGGGUUCAAGACUCUCUCCGCGGAAAGCUAUUGGAAAUAACUCUCGCGACGGCCAAGCGAUACCUCAACAUGUCACCACUUGCGAUAUGUGAGGCGCAGCGAAACCCUUCCUAUAUCCCCUCUGACCAGCAUACUGUGGAGCGGAUCUCGACGCGACUGGCACACAUUGGCGUCCUCCAUUGGAGAGUUUGGGCGCCUUUACUCUACGUACGUGAGAGCGUUUCACCAACCAAUGGGUCGAUCUUUCCGUCUGAAAGUGAAAAAACGGGCCUGCCCACGUCUGGGACUAAACCUGUUCUCCUGGGUGCAUUGCAAGAAGGCUUGGCGCGGCACCAGCGGGAUCAUGAAUUAGUUCAGAUCCAUAAAGAGAAGAAGAGUGGGGACGGCAAUGGGAAUGGGAAUGGGCUGAGGAUUUUAAGCAUUGACAUGGGGAUCCGGAAUCUGGCCUUUGCGGUUUUGAGGGUGAGUGGAGGGUUUGAGCUUGGGCCUGGAUCUGGAUCUGGAUCUGGAUCUGGAGAUGGGAUGGGAUCUUUUCUUGAUAAAGAGAAGAGGGUGAAAGCUAGUGGCGCGUUGGAACUCAGCUUGGAUACCUGGCGGCGGGUAUCACUUCCUUUAGACCGCGGGUUCUCUGUUGAGGAGUUUGGGAGGUAUCUUGACAGCGCUGCGUCUUCGUCUGCAUCAGAUUCUAGCGAUAACGAUAACAUUGACACGCCAAUUGCCAAGGGCCGGGGGAAGGAACCUCAAAGCCAAUCGGAAGAUAAAGCAGAAAAGGCAAAGGGAAAAGAAAAAGAAAAAGAAUCUUUCUCCCUCCCCGUCUACGCUACGCAUGCACACAGCAUCGUCACCACCCUGCUUGAGCGGUACAACCCAACGCACAUCCUGAUCGAGCGCCAGCGGUUCCGGUCCGGGGGUGGUGCAGCGGUGCAGGAGUGGAGUUUGCGAGUUGGGGUUUUCGAGGGGAUGCUCUGGGCUGUGUUGCAUUCUCUACAGCAGCAAAAUGCAGCGGCGGCAGAUGGUCGUCAUGGUAUACUAGGGCCCAAUCCGAAGGUUAUUGCGAUUGAACCGAGCAGGGUGGGGAGGUUUUGGUUGCCUCCUUCAUCUGCAUCUAGCCCCGGCGAGAAGAAAAAUGGUGGGAAGAAAAGCACCAGCCGGGAAGGCAAAAAAGUCAAGAUCGACCUGGUUGGGGCCUGGCUUGAGAAUGGAGUUUUCUCAACCCAUGACGGCAAUGGAGUUCAAGGGUGGGUGGACGGGUAUAUGGCAAAGUGGAAAAGGAGUACCGGGUCGAAAUCGAAAUCAAAGUUGAUGGCAUCGGGCCCAAGUGCAUUGGACAUUGGCAAGUUGGAUGAUCUAGCUGAUUGUCUUGUACAGGGUGUGACUUGGUUGGAGUGGGAGAGGAUGAAGAGUAAAGUUGUCAAAAAUGGGCUUGGGGGCAUUGACGUUCCUCCCUGA
This is a messenger RNA of Aspergillus versicolor CBS 583.65, 3006 nucleotides long. RefSeq lists its product as uncharacterized. The coding region runs from base 1 to 3006 and encodes 1001 amino acids. Lineage: Eukaryota; Fungi; Ascomycota; Eurotiomycetes; Eurotiales; Aspergillaceae. The record is from RefSeq and is a predicted model, not a curated record. The transcript has 2 exons. Gene Ontology annotation, molecular function: nucleic acid binding.